This is a messenger RNA of Lithohypha guttulata, 1554 nucleotides long. RefSeq lists its product as uncharacterized. Gene Ontology annotation, molecular function: glucan endo-1,3-beta-D-glucosidase activity. Gene Ontology annotation, biological process: cell wall organization. The coding region runs from base 1 to 1554 and encodes 517 amino acids. The record is from RefSeq and is a predicted model, not a curated record. The transcript has 2 exons. Gene Ontology annotation, cellular component: extracellular region; cell surface; fungal-type cell wall. Lineage: Eukaryota; Fungi; Ascomycota; Eurotiomycetes; Chaetothyriales; Trichomeriaceae.
AUGCUGUGGAAGAAUUUGCUGGUUGUGGGCACUUUGAUUCAACUCGGUACAGCUAGCCUUGCAGAAUUCCGAGAAGAGCUUAGCCAUCGACGACAUCAUCCACCCAGACAGAGACACGAAGACCCUGUCAGCAAGCCUCAGACCAGUACGUCUUGUGUUCGACCAACAAUGACUGUGACAGUCACCGCUAGUGAGGCUCUGACUGAAGGGCCGAAAUGGUCAAAUUCGACGUCGUCGACUUUCCUCACUCAAGUGACAGUCACAUCCACUGAGAGCCUGUGCACGGCCAAUUCAGCCACUGGUUCUCUGUCGUAUCCUCCGUCUAGCACGUCGCCUGCAACAACCACUAUUCCAGCUGCUCCACAACCCUUACGUGCAGACACCGACACUCCCGGAACUUCUGCCACGAACGCUCCACCAUCUCCCACAAUGACAGUUUCGACUGCCUCAGCCUCCUCUACAGUGGCACCACUUGCCUCUCCCAUCAGUGCCUGUGAGACGACUCCGUCCAACUUCACCUCGAUGCCCACCUUCUUCGGCUUCAAUAUCGCCAAUACAAAACCCGUUGACCCGGUACAGUUCAAGGGCAAGCCGUUACCAGUCAAGGCUACAGAAGAUUGGGAUGCCGCUUUGACGAAGAUCAGAUCAGUCUUUCCCUCCGUCAACGCCUUCCGAAUAUACUCCACCACAGAUGAGAACAGCGAGAACGGAAAGACGGUAGUCUAUAAGCACCUCGAAAACGCUCUUCCAGCUGCAGCGAAUCAGAAGAUGAGCAUUCUCGCUGGCGUCUGGAGUGGUGGUGUCGGGAGGGAGGCUCGUUUUAAGCAAGAACGUGAUGCCUUGGAAGCUGCUGUCAAAACCUUUGGAUGCAGCAAUAUCGCGGCUGUAAGCGUGGGAAAUGAGGAUAUGAACGACAUUAACCUCAUGCCAUUAGAUGGUAACAGCAAGAAACAGCGAAAGGUAGACACUGCAAAGCUGCUGAUCAAACAGAUGGAUGAGGUGCGCAAGAUGUUACGACAGAAUAAAUGUUGUGUACCUGUCACACACACAGACACGUGGGAUGAAUGGUAUGGAACAGCUGGUGAUUUCACAUGGCUGCCGAAGCUCAUCGCAGCGGUUGACCAGGCAGUGAUUGCCAACAUCUUCCCAUUCUGGAGCAAUGACACAGUGCCAAAUUCCUGGAACUCGAUCGGAUUUGUGUCGAAACAAACAUUGGGUAAGGCACAACUUUAUGGCAAGGAUAUGUGGCUAGGAGAGACAGGAUGGGCAAUGGCUGACCCUGGAAACAACAACAUGCAUGGCGCAGGUCAAGAGCAGCUUCGAAAUUAUUUCAAUCUCGUCGGCUGUCCGGUCUUAGCUGGUACAGGAACCAGCUUCUAUUACAUCGAUUGGGACGAAGACCAGGUGAAUGCGGGCAAACCAAGCUUCGGACUUUGGGACUGGCAAGGACAACCACGCAUCCCAAGUUUGACCUGCUCGAAGUACAAGCAAGAAAUGGCAGUCACACCCGAGAUGCCAUCUUUCAUGGGAGGUGAGGGCUUUCGUACGUCUUAG